Molecule: messenger RNA, 1638 nt
Organism: Mycosarcoma maydis (corn smut)
Lineage: Eukaryota; Fungi; Basidiomycota; Ustilaginomycetes; Ustilaginales
Product: amino acid transporter YHC3
Exons: 2
Coding region: 1-1638 (545 amino acids)
Biological process (GO): regulation of intracellular pH
Cellular component (GO): vacuole; membrane
Source: RefSeq, a predicted model, not a curated record
AUGGUGACGAUCGAAGCACUGCCACUUCGUCCUAUCGAAGGCGAGCAACAGGCAUUACACGUCGGCGCACAUUCUUCUGCAUCCGAUCCUCGUAGAACCAUGGUCACCAACACCUCCGAGUCUCCGCUUGCGUCUCGUCAAGCUACGCUAACCACCUCCACUCGACAGAAACAUACAUCCUACCGCCUCAACACAGCGUUCUUCCUCUUUGGCCUGCUAAAUAACUCGCUUUACGUCGUCAUCCUCACCGCGGCACUCGAGCUUCUCCCACAAGGUGUACCCACAGGACUCGUUAGCUUCGCCAACAUCUUUCCAGCACUCAUCGCGAAAGCCAUUUGGCCUUACUUCCUACGAGGUCAAGUACGAUACAGCAAGCGAGUAUGGUCUUGUGCAGCCCUGAGCUUCAUUGGCAUGCUGCUCGUGUCGUUUUUCCCGGCAUUGGCGAUGAGAUUAGUGGGCAUUUCGUUGGCAAGCUUCAGUUCGGGGCUUGGAGAAUUGACGUUCUUGCAGUUGAGUACGAGGUACGCACCCAAGUCUAGCGAGACAAGGAGUGGCUUGACCGCAGCACAGGCGGCAGGCGCGGGUCUGGAAACCAGCUUUGCCGGUGAUGCCGUGGGAUGGUUUGCGAGUGGCACCGGCGCAGCUGGUUUGAUAGGUGCAGCAGCUUGGUGGGUCGUCCGGCCGCUGGGUGUGCAAACCGGAAUGGCGAUUCUGAGUGUUCUGCCAGCCUUCAUGAUCAUGGCAUAUGCGAUAAUUCUACCAUCGGUGCAAGAGCUGCUGGAAGGGAAAGACGGUAAAGGAGGCGCAAUGUAUGCGCCAUUGUCGACAGAAGAUGAUGCAGUGGAGCGGAGCUCUAGCGACGAUCAGCCAACCACCGCCAAUGACGACAGACAAGAUUCCACCAUACAUAUUGGCCCUGGGUCAGAGCAGGAUGUCAAAGUACGACUCUCCUUUCAAGAGAAAAUGGCUUUACUCAAACCUAUGCUUCAACCAUACAUCAUCCCUCUGGUUAUUGUCUACGCCAUGGAGUACACUAUCAAUCAAGGCAUAGCCCCUACCCUCAUCUACCCUCUCCCAACUCGCUCAAGUCAUCCUUUACUCUCACACAUCAUUCGCAAACUCACCGACUACUAUCCGCUGUACCAGUUGGUCUAUCAAACCUUUGUCUUCCUCUCACGCUCCUCGAUUUCGAUCUUCAAGCUUCCUGCCAUCCCGCGACACUUGUUGUGGUUGCCAGCGGUACUUCAGACGGGCUUGUUGGCGGUAUUGCUCACCGAGAGUUUGUACGCUUGGUUUAGGGAGAGCAUCGCGAGUCCGUUGGUGAUCGUCUUGAUUUGUGUCGAGGGUCUGGCAGGUGGAUCGGCGUACGUCAGCGUGUUCUAUAGUAUCGGGGUGGACGAGCAGGGUCGAGGGAUUGCGCUACCGUCUACGGGCGAAGAAGUGGACGAUGAAGGACAAGAAGAGGAUUCGGCGUAUACGAUGGCGAAGAAGGCCCAAGAACACGAAUUCAGGAUCGGUUGCGUUGGGUUCGGUGACAGUCUGGGCAUCCUGGCAGCUAGCCUUAUCAGUAUGCCCCUCCAAGUAUCGCUCUGCGACGCUCAAGUACGCUCCGGUCGCGAUCUGUGCAAGCAGACCUAG